UCCUUAAAUGACGUUUGAUUCUACUUCCGUGUUUCUAUUAAAAGAAUUCAAGAAGUUGUCAGUAAAAAUACACAGAUAUUUUUUUUAAAAAAACAGUACAGACCUUUGUUUUCCUCAAGACACCUGUGGGCCUAAUGGCAUGAAAUCAGAGUGAAACAAUAUCGAAGUUCAAGACUAUCUUUAUUGUUUUAUUUUAUCAUCAAAUUUUCACUUGAUUUAAGAAAAAUAUUAGUGAGCAUGUCAAAUACUAGUUGUUGCACAGUUUGUCUAAAGGAUCAGACUGACCUUGCAGAUUUUCCCAGUCUUGGGGACGAUAAUCAAGUUACAGAUCGUCAUAAUUUCAACAAUGAUCUGUCCAAAGUCCUGUCAGAUAAGGCUGAAGGUAUACUAAUCGGUGAUCAUGAAACUCAGGAGUCAGAAGGUGGAGAAGCUGAUCUACACAAACAUCUUGCUCACUGUAAGAAGAAUCCAGGUCAUAGACAGUUUAUACCUGUUAAUACAUUCACCAUGAAACAUUUACCUGAAGAUCUUCAAGACAAUGAUUUGUAUGAAUACAUCAAAGCUAUAGCUGACCUCACAGUAAGAGUAGAUGUUAAGAUGUCCGGUCCAGACAGACCAGAGUUUUGGCCAAAGACAACUCGACCAUAUCCAUUUUAUAACAUGAGUGACAAAAGAAACUUGAGGACAGGAAGUGGAAGAGUGUGGAGUGUUAACAAGUUUCAAGAUGGAGUCUGCCAAGAUGGAAGUUAUGGACGUACUUCUUACACAAAGUGUUGGUGUAGAAAAUGUAAAGAUUUAGACUCCCCCAGCAAUGUGUGGUGGGAGUUUUAUGUGAACACAGCCACACACGUGGUUUUUGAUAACUUUGAGGCCAGCCACACGACUUUGAGAUUGUUUUAUGAUAGAGAUGAAAGUCAAGUGAUCAAUGUGGAUCAAAUCAGAGCUGUAGAUGUAAACAUUGAUUAUGACUGGUGUUGGUUGAAAUGUGUAACAUGUGACAAAACCUUAGGAAAUAAACUGAGGGAAAUAGAGAAACAUUUUGAAAAUGUCUGGAUGAAAGUCUGGAACAAAUACUCUGCCUCUGGGUCCAAACACAAGUUGACCUUUAUAGUGUCACAUCCUCAUGGAUGUUCUAAACAGGUCAGUGUUGGUCAAUGGAAGGACGAAUACAAGGUGGGUGAUAGAUCUAAGUUUACUUAUACAACUUGUACAUGUCCAGGAAGUAGUGGAGCAAAUGUCCAGUGUCUGGGGUAUGAUGACCAUUGGGCUAGAUUUGAUCUUGUCCACAGUGGAUGUUUUAAAUCUGGAUUAAACUACAGGGGAGUUGGCUAUGUUUAGUGAGUUGUAUCCCUUGUGAGUUGUCAAGCUCCACCAAGAAGAUGUUUAUGAGAUCUCUUGAUAUUCUUAAAAACAAAUUUAGAAAUAAAAAUGUUAUUUUAGCCUUGAGAUAAAUGUAUGUAUACUUUUUGAUAUUUAUAAAUUUGUUUACUAGAAAUAUAUGUACACACUGGUAGGGCGUACCGGCAAAAUUUUUCAAUGUUGGGGAAAAUAUUUCUUUUCUUGCAUUUUUUUCGAUUAUUAUCAAUAAAUUAGUAGUUAAAAGUGAGGCGAUACCUCACUGAGCACCGGCAUCUAUUUUGUUACAAAAAGAUCGUAUAUAUAUAUAUAUAAUAAUCUUUAUUGUCCGUAUGGAAAUUUGUAUUACAAUUUGUGCAUUACACCAAACAAAAAACAUUAUAACUAUAAGAAACCAAAGUGUACAUUCACACCAGACUCACCCAUAAUUUACAUGUGACAAAGUUUAUACCAGAUUGUUCUUAUUUAAUGAUUUGAUUGCCACCUCUUGAACUAUAAACAUUGGUAAAAAAACACUUCGGCAUGACCUUCCUAGAGUCCGACGUUCAUGUCGAGCAGUGCACUUAUACCGUAUUUAGAACGAACUUAAGAUGAAAGCAAUCUUUUUUUUUAGUAAGCUGAAAGUUGGUCGGCGUAUUAGAGAUACCAAGCAGAAACUGUUUAUGACCUGGAUUCUUCUUACAGUGAGCAAGAUGUUUGUGUAGAUCAGCUUCUCCACCCUCUGACUCCUGAGUUUCAUGGUCACCUGGAGAACAGAGAAAUGGGCCGUUUUACUUCGUUAAAAAUUGCAUGUUUUACCCUAUAAUGUAGACAUUUUGCGUCACUUGGUGUUUCAUAUUUUUACUGCCUGGCUGCCUGGUCGUGCGGUUUGCGCGCUGGACUGUCGUUCGGAUUUAUCGACGGUCGAGGGUUCAAACCCUGCCCGCUCCCAUCCCCCGUCGUCCUGCAGGAGGUUUGGACUAAGAAGUAAACUAUCUUCAACUCUGAAGGAACAUCCGAAACAUGUAAAACAAACAUUUAACAUUUACUUAAAAUGAUUUAAGUCUUAAUUUCGUCAAUUAAAAAUGGCAAAGUAAUUUUGCUAGCUAGCCAAGUAUUGAUGUAUUCGCCAGUAAUCCUGCUAAUCAGCCAAGUAUUGAAAUAUGCACAUGUAAACCUCCUAAAAAAAAAGUUGAUCUAUUCACUUCUAAACCUGCUAGCCAAGUAUUGAUGUAUUCACAUAUAACCCUACUCACUAAGUAAUGAUGUAUUGUUAGGCACCUAGUUUAUAUUAUUAGUUAGUUAGAGACGCACCAUAGAAGACGUAUAUUGAACGGGACUAGUGACGCUUGGGAUAUUUUGGGUUAGAGACUGGAAAAUCAGUUAGCGAUAGGAUUCUCUUGGGUAAAGACGUGUUUUAUUUGAUAGAGACUCUGACUGUGGCAUUUUAUUGGAUUAAACGUAUUAUUCAUUGUU
Biomphalaria glabrata is the source of this 2811-nucleotide messenger RNA. RefSeq lists its product as uncharacterized. The record is from RefSeq and is a predicted model, not a curated record. The coding region runs from base 238 to 1338 and encodes 366 amino acids. NCBI's taxonomy places the organism in Eukaryota, Metazoa, Mollusca, Gastropoda, Planorbidae. The transcript has 5 exons.